This is a messenger RNA of Symbiodinium sp. CCMP2456, 471 nucleotides long. The record is from the annotation of a GenBank genome assembly. NCBI's taxonomy places the organism in Eukaryota, Dinophyceae, Suessiales, Symbiodiniaceae.
AUGUGCAGCGCGCUGACGGAGCAGCUGGAGAUGUUCGACGAGUUAACCCAGCUGACACUGCUGCUGAAUGUCAGCACUGAGCUCAUGGAUGUGGCGGAGGUCUACCUGCGCUUCUCGCGGCAGACUGAUGAGGACCAGUUCAAGCUCGGCAUGCCGACGCUGAAGAGAUUUGUUCGUCCCUUGGACUGGCUCCAAGUCGAAGCGCAGCUCCGGCAAUUCGCCCACGCUGCGCGCACCUCGAGGCCGAAAAACAGGAACCUACCACCUCUGAUGUUCCGGAUUCCCGGCGAGUCGAAGAGCUUCCUCCGAGCUCGGGACGUCUCUGUGAAGUCCAUGUUCACUGGUCCCCGACCUGCAGGCCAGCCUGCCUGGGUCCACCUCACACUGAGCAAGUUCAACGAGGAGAAGCCUCGCAUCCAGGAGCCCUCCGCUCUGGAAGUCGUCCACGAGGUGUCAAAAGCCAACUCGUGA